This is a messenger RNA of Strongyloides ratti, 273 nucleotides long. RefSeq lists its product as hypothetical. The record is from RefSeq and is a predicted model, not a curated record. NCBI's taxonomy places the organism in Eukaryota, Metazoa, Nematoda, Chromadorea, Rhabditida, Strongyloididae. Bases 1 to 273 code for a protein of 90 amino acids. The transcript has 2 exons.
AUGAUAGGAAGAGCCGACAUCGAAGGAUCAAAAAGCAACGUCGAUAUGGACUCUUGGCUGCCACAAGCCAGUUAUCCCUGUGGAUCGAUAGGCCACCCUUUCAGGGUCUGUAUUCGUACUGAAAAUCAUGAUCAAGCAAACUUUUGCCCUUUUACUCUACAAGAGGUUUCUGUCCUCUUUGAGUUUGCCUUAGGACACCUACGUUACAGUUUGAUAGAUGUACCGCCCCAGUCAAACUCCCCGCCAGACAUGGUCAUUGACGUGGAUUAUUAA